UGGGGACUAGAACAGAGACCCAGGAACCUCUGGCUCCUGUUUCAGAAUGUGAUCCUGCCACGUCGGUCACUGCCAGCUCAGGUUUGACUCCUCCAGGUGGAUGCGGCCUCAGGGGGCUGUCUUCGUGGUCCUUCCCCACCUGGGGCUCAUCCUGGUCUGGCUUUUCACCAGCAACCAGAUGUCGGGAUGGUGUGAGGGCCCCCAGAAGCUGGCCUGGUGCCCACCAUACAAAGUCGUACUACUCGUGUGGACCACCAUCUUCUUCAUCAUUGGCUAUGGCUCUUACCUGGUGUGGAAGGACCUGGGAGGGGGCUUUGGGUGGCCCCUGGCACUGCCCCUUGGCCUCUAUGCCAUACAGCUCGCUGUCAGCUGGACCGUCCUCAUUCUCUUCUUUGAAGCCCGCAGCCCUGGUCUGGCCCUGCUGCACCUGCUGCUGCUGUAUGGACUGGUGGUGAGCACAGCGCUCAUCUGGCACCCCAUCAACAAGCUGGCCGCCUUGCUCCUGCUGCCUUACCUGGCCUGGCUCACUGUGACAGCUGCCAUCACCUAUCGCCUGUGGAGGGACAGCCUCUGCCCAGAGAACCACCCUGGGCCCACAGCAGAAGAGCCUCUGAGGCCCUAGGACAAGGGAGAAAAGGGAGGACCAGGGAGAGCACAGUAGGCAGGAGUGUGAGAGAAAGGAGGGAAGGUGACUGCAUGCAGGGAUGGGAACCAGGGUGUGCCCCAAUGCCGCCACCAUCGUGGAUGUCCUCUUGUCAUUUUUAUUUAGAAUUCAUAGAAAUGGGAAGGUGGUUACUGUGCACUUCUAUAAGACUCUGUCAGUGACUUCAAGUAUAAAAUUCAUACAAGACUGUUUGUCCAGGUUGGAGCUGUGGCAUAGUGAAUAAAACCAUCACAGCCUACAAUCCUAGCAUCACAUAUGGGUGCAGGUUUAAGUCCCAACUGCUCCACUUCCAAUCCAGCUCUCUGUUAUUGCACACGAAAAAGCAGAGGGCAGCCCAGGUCCUUGGGCUCCUACACCCACAUGGGAAAUCCGGAUGCAGCUCCUGGCUCCUGAUUUCAACCUGGCCCUGGCCUGGCCUUUGCUGCCAUUUGGGGAAUGAACCAAUGGAUGGAAGAGCUCUCUUUCUCCUUCUAUCUCUCUGUAAUUCUGUCUUUCAAAUAAAUAAUUUUAAAAAGAA
This is a messenger RNA of Ochotona princeps (American pika), 1181 nucleotides long. RefSeq names its product translocator protein 2 (gene TSPO2). Gene Ontology annotation, cellular component: endoplasmic reticulum; membrane. The transcript has 4 exons. NCBI's taxonomy places the organism in Eukaryota, Metazoa, Chordata, Mammalia, Lagomorpha, Ochotonidae. The coding region runs from base 101 to 622 and encodes 173 amino acids. Gene Ontology annotation, molecular function: cholesterol binding. The record is from RefSeq and is a predicted model, not a curated record.